UGAAAUGAACAAUCGGCAGAUGAGGGGUUUCAACUUCAAGCUUCCGAGCUUACCAAUGGUGGCUCUCUUAUUCUUUGCCAUUUUCGUUACUGCCCAGAUCCAGCUCUCUGCAAUCUUCUCUCUCAUAUUUUCUUCUUCUUCGUCGUCGUCAUCUUCUGAUAUUCCUUUCACAUCAUCACUUUCUAAUCACUCUGCAACUUCAACAGACCAGCCUCCCCUAGAAAAGGCACGUGGCGAAAUCAGCUGCGACCGCACCUCCAUCCGUUACGAUCUCUGCAACAUUAGAGGUCCCACCGUUGUGGACCCCACUACAGCCGCAUUCUAUAUUAUGGGCCCUACAGGAUCCAACAAGCCCAAAAUUGUGGAGAAGAUUAAGCCGUACCCAAGAAAAUUUGAUGAUGAUAUAAUGCCCGAAAUCAAGGAGGUCACUCUGAUCUCAGGCCCAAAAGGCCCAAAAUGCGAGGCCUAUCAUAACGCGCCGGCCUUGGUAUUCUCUGCCACCGGGUACACCGGAAACUUCUUCCAUGAUUUCAAUGAUGGAUUCAUCCCUUUGUUCAUUACCGUCAACACUAUUUUCCCUAACCAUCAAGAUUUUGUGAUAGUUCUAUCUGAGGGCUCUAAUUGGUGGCACAUCAAGUACAUAGAUCUGUUAAAUAUAUUUAGCAAGCACCCAGUUAUUUUUCUAAAUAACGAAACCAAAACCCAUUGUUUCCCUUCCGCCCAUAUAGGUCUCAUUUCACAUGGUUUCAUGACCAUAAACAACACGUUGUUACCAAACUCAAAGACAUACUUACAUUUUCAUGAUGCCAUACAUAAAGCAUAUGGCAACCACCAUAACCAAAUUUUAUCACCAAAGGAUUUAACUUUUCGACCACAACUUGUGUUGGUGAGCCGAAAAGGUGCCAUUGGUCGAGUAAUAUUGAACCAAGAAGAAGUAAUCCGAGACAUGGAAGAAGUAGGUUUUGAUGUCAUUGUUUUUGAGCCUACAGAGAACACAUCACUACAUGAGUCUUACGCACUCGUCAGCUCGUGCCAUGCUAUGAUCGGCGUUCAUGGUGCCGCGCUCAUGCACUCAUUAUUCCUCCGGCCGGGAUCGGUAUUUAUGCAAAUUGUUCCGAUAGGGGUUGAAUGGGCGGCAAAAACAUUUUUUGGGAGGGUUGGAAAAGGGUUAAAGUUGGAGUACAUGGAGUAUCACAUUGAAGUGGAAGAGAGUAGCUUAGUGGGAAAAUAUGGAAAGGAUAGUGUAAUGCUAAGAAAUCCAAGUGCUUUACAAAAGGGUGGGUGGCCAAUAGAGCUAAUGGAUAUAUAUUUGAAAGAGCAAAAUGUGAAGUUAGAUUUGGUUAGGUUUAGAGGGUAUUUGGAGGAUGCCUAUAAAAGGGCUUACAAGUUCAUGCACAGAGAAAAUUGGACUUUCAUGAAAACCCUAUAA
This is a messenger RNA of Neltuma alba, 1429 nucleotides long. RefSeq names its product alpha-1,3-arabinosyltransferase XAT3-like. Bases 5 to 1429 code for a protein of 474 amino acids. NCBI's taxonomy places the organism in Eukaryota, Viridiplantae, Streptophyta, Magnoliopsida, Fabales, Fabaceae. Gene Ontology annotation, molecular function: glycosyltransferase activity. The transcript has 2 exons. The record is from RefSeq and is a predicted model, not a curated record.